Caenorhabditis auriculariae is the source of this 387-nucleotide messenger RNA. NCBI's taxonomy places the organism in Eukaryota, Metazoa, Nematoda, Chromadorea, Rhabditida, Rhabditidae. The record is from the annotation of a GenBank genome assembly.
AUGGUGGCCCCAUCUCCGUACCGUACCGCAAUCAUUGAUUGUGUCAAAAACGGAAUGACGAAUUCAGAGAUCGUUAAAAAGCUGAAAGUGUCUCGUGUUCUCGUUUUUCGAACUGCACAACGCUAUCGGCGUCUCGGUACUUCAGAUGACAUGCAAAGAAUGGGACGUCCAGUCACCGUCACGACUCCAGAAGCAGUCAAAGCCGUUCGAGAGAAAAUCAGGCGCAAUCCGGCAAGAAGCGUGAGAAAGAUGGCAAAAGAAUACAAAAUGAGUCGAGAAUCGAUGAGAACUAUUGUCAAGGACAAGCUGAAGAUGAUUCCCUACCGUAUGCAGAAAGGAGCCUUCCUCAAUCAAAAAAACAAGACAUUGCGGAUGGAAAAGACUUGA